Messenger RNA from Ilex paraguariensis (yerba mate), 801 nucleotides. The record is from the annotation of a GenBank genome assembly. NCBI's taxonomy places the organism in Eukaryota, Viridiplantae, Streptophyta, Magnoliopsida, Aquifoliales, Aquifoliaceae.
GUCUUUCACCACUUUCUCUCUCCUCUCUUAUGUCUUGAGAGAGUUGUACUUGGUGGGCUUGCGACCGUAUUUUUCAGACAAAAAAUGGCUAAUCUUGCUGGUAAAGUUGAGGCUGAAGUUGAGAUAAAAUGUGAUGCUGAUGAGUUUUUCCAUAGCUGGGGUGGUAAGGCACACCAACUGCCAAAUUUGUGCUCUGAAAAAUUGCACAACGUUGAAGUACAUGAAGGUGACUGGAAGACAGAGGGUUCUGCUAAGCUCUGGACAUAUGUUCAUGAGGGAAAAGUGGAGACUUUGAAAGAAAGGCUCAAAAUAGACGAGGAAAACAAGCACCUCACUGCUGAUGUAAUAGAAGGAGAUCCCAUGAAACUCUACAAGAUCUACAAGGUCUCCUUACAGAUUAUAACAAAGGGUCAAUCCAGUUUUGCGAAAUGGUCCAUAGACUAUGAGAAAAUCAACGAGGAUGUUCCUGCUCCAACGGCGUACCUCGACUGGAUUGUUAACAGUAGCAAACUCGUCGAUAAAUCGCUUCUAAAGGCAUAAUUUGAUCAUCAUAUAAGGUUAUACAUUCUACUAUAAUGCGAUUAUAGUAGCAGUGCUAUUUUUAAUAAAGCUCUAAAGAAAGCUUUGUAUCAAAAUAAUAAUGUGGUUGCUUUCUUGUUAAUAUAUAUGUUUGUAAUUGCAUAGGAGACCAGAUUUUAAUAAAUUGUAUACUGCUGGCAAUUUGUAUGUAAAAUAUAAUAUUGCAGUGAAGAUCAUGUGGGUUUUUAUAUUGGCAGGUAUUAAAAUUUGUUAAAAGUUUUG